UUAGCUGGUUUAUUUAAGAAAUACGAUAAGAUUUUUCACCAGCUUAGUUACUUCAGUAUUCUUUAAGCUCUUAUAGACAGAAUACAAGAUGGAAAAGUUUGGCUUCUUUUCAUUUGUUUUGUUCUGUUGGAUUUCAUCUUGUCAAGGAAAAAUUCUAUCACCUCCUCCUGGCACAAGUUUUACAUUUUUACCUGGAGAAACACACAAUAUUAUCUGGACAUUUGAUGAUGAUUUAAAUGCUUUGGACAGUAGAGAUUGGUUUUUUACGGGUAGUAAUGUUUCAAUAGGAAUACGAUUGGCCACUGUCGCUCGGGAUUUUUCAUUGAUAAAACUUAAUGCACCAAUUCUUCCAAAUUAUGACGUCUACAAACCUUCAAGGCUGGAAUUAAGAAAUAUCACUCAUAGUUAUGAUGGAACAUAUAAUUUUCGAUUAGUAAGAAGGGACAGUCUGUUAUCUCCUUUCAUAUCUGAAGUCAGAGUUUUCGUUGCAAUUAAACCAAACGCGACAAUUAAUUGUUCAACUACUCUGGUUGUAAAUGAAGGUGAUAAUGUGUCAUGUGUAUGUAGAGGUGAAGGAGGUAACCCUCCUGCUAAUGUCACAUGGUUUGAUAAAGAUAACAACAUACUUGGUGAUGUUGGAGUUGUAAGUAAGACAUUAGUAAUCACUAAUGUUACAAUGAAUGAUGAUGGAAAUUACAGAUGUAAAGCACAAACAUACAAUGAUCCACGUUUUAGAGAUGAAAAAUCUAUUGAAGUAAUAGUGAAAGAUCCACCACAACAAACCAAUAUUACCAUCAGUCCAAUGUCAGUAAAAAAAGGUCAAAAUGUGACAAUAACCUGUGAAUCAGAUGGUUAUCCUGAACCAACCUACACUAUUUAUCAUAAUGGUGCAGUUAUCAGUAAUAAUAAGACAUACAUCAUUCAAUCUGUCAACUUCAAUCACGCUGGUUCAUAUCGUUGUAAAGCAAAGAAUAAACUGGGAAAUGAUUUAUCUGAUGUUAAAAAUCUUACUAUCAUCAAAGUGAAACCAAAUGUGGAAAUUAAUUGCUCAACACCUCUGGUUGUGGAUGAAGGUGAUAAUGUAUCAUGUGUAUGUAGAGGUGAAGGAGGUAUCCCUCCUGCUAAUGUCACAUGGUUUGAUAAAGAUAACAACAUAAUUGGGGAUGUUGGAGUUGUAAGUAAGACAUUAGUAAUCACUAAUGUUACAUUGAAUGAUGGUGGAACUUACAGGUGUAAAGCACAAAGUUAUAAUGAUCCACGUUUUACAGAUGAAAAAUCUAUUGAAGUAACAGUGAAAGCUACUUACAACGUUCUUUGUGAUGGCCAAAAAGAGAAUAAAACAAUGCAAAACAGAAUGGUACAUUAUUUUAAUAACUUUAACAUCUGGAAUUAUCGUUGGAAAUUUUGUCUCUAUUUUAUUUUUUUUGCGUUAUCGUCAACAUUGGUUUAAUAAGAAACGUCAACAAUUUCAAUCUCCAUCUGA
Molecule: messenger RNA, 1483 nt
Organism: Xenia sp. Carnegie-2017
Lineage: Eukaryota; Metazoa; Cnidaria; Anthozoa; Malacalcyonacea; Xeniidae
Product: limbic system-associated membrane protein-like
Exons: 7
Coding region: 89-1450 (453 amino acids)
Source: RefSeq, a predicted model, not a curated record